Messenger RNA from Mercurialis annua (annual mercury), 2067 nucleotides. RefSeq lists its product as uncharacterized. The transcript has a single exon. Bases 1 to 2067 code for a protein of 688 amino acids. NCBI's taxonomy places the organism in Eukaryota, Viridiplantae, Streptophyta, Magnoliopsida, Malpighiales, Euphorbiaceae. The record is from RefSeq and is a predicted model, not a curated record.
AUGGAGACAGACCGCAGUUGGAUGUACAGGAGCCACACAAACGGGCUGCUAACCACAGGGUAUAAGGAGCAUGUGAAGGAGUUUGUCCGGUUUGCAUUACGGCAUCCGGCUUGUAUGAGUGGGGUACAGAUAAAAUGCCCCUGCCCUAAGAGAGGUUGUCGAAAUACAAGCUAUCGGGAUGUCGAUGAGGUGGAAUUCCAUCUAUUGAAGAAUGGGUUCGUGAAAGGUUACCAAGUAUGGGUUUUUCAUGGCGAGGGGAGCGUUUUGAACCCCCCUCCCCUUGCACAGUUACCAGAGCAGGAUGUUGAGUUCGACUAUGAAGAUGAGGGGCCAGGUGAGUUCAGUUCCGCUCAAAGAAUGAUUCUUGAUGCGGCCGGUCCAGAAAUAACAUUUCCUAAAGAUGAGCUCCCGAAUGCUGAAGCUCAAAAAUUUUAUGAUAUGAUGCGUGCGGCUGAAGAAGACAUAUGGCCUGGGAAUAGCAGACAUUCUCCAUUUUCUGCAUCUGCUAAAGUGAUGGAGAUCAAGUGUCGACAUAAGGGUUCGGUAGCUUUAGUUGACGACGUAUGCGGAUUGAUACAGGAGCUGCUCCCGGAGGACAACAAGAUGCCAACGAAUUUUGCUAAGAUUAAGAAGCUGGUCAAAGGUUUGGGGUUGCCGGUUGAGGUUAUUGAUUGUUGUUUCUAUAACUGUAUGAUUUAUUGGGGGGAGGACGCGGAUCUAACGCACUGCAAAGUUUGUAAUUAUGCGCGGUGGAAACCUGUGACCCAAGGAAAAUCCACAAAAAGAAAGGCUAACGUGCCAUAUAGUAAAAUGUUCUAUUUUCCAAUAACUCCGAGGCUACAGAGGUUGUACGCUUCGAAAGCCACUGCUCGGCAUAUGACCUGGCACGCAGACCACGAGAUGGAGGGUGAUAAGAUGUGCCACCCGUCCGACUCUCCGGCUUGGAAACGUUUUAGUGAACUGCAUUCUGAGUUUGCCGAUGAAGGGAGAAAUAUCAGAUUAGGGUUAUGCUCCGAUGGGUUUCAGCCAUUUACCAAUUUUGGGCAGCAGUAUUCCUCGUGGCCGGUCAUUUUGACGCCGUACAAUCUCCCCCCAGGCAUGUGCAUGAAGGAUGAGUUUAUGUUUUUAACGGUUUUGGUACCAGGGCCUAGAAACCCGAAACACCUAAUGGAUAUCUUCCUACAGCCGCUGAUUGUAGAGUUGAACCAACUGUGGGAAUGUGGAGUCCAGACAUAUGACGUUCAUAAGCGUCAGAAUUUUCAACUAAAAGCGGCUCUUAUGUGGACAAUAAAUGACUUUCCCGCUUAUUCUAUGUUGUCUGGUUGGAGCACUGCUGGUAGAAAAGCAUGCCCGUACUGCAUGGAAAACACUGAUGCAUUCACACUGGAUAAAAGCGGUAAACAAUCGUGGUUUGAUUGCCAUCGCAAGUUUUUGCCUCCGAAUCACCAAUUCCGUCGAAAUGUUACUGAUUUCCGUAAGGGGAAACGAGAGGUCGGCAAAAGGUUUGCAGGGGUGAGAACUGGAGAUGAACUGUUAGCAGAGAUUGAUCGACUGGGGUUUAAGAAGGCAUUUGAGCCUGGUGCGAAAGUUACUAAUGCAUUACUGUCAAAAGAUCAUGGGUGGAAUAAAAAAAGUAUCUUUUGGGAUUUGCCUUAUUGGAGAACGAAUGUAAUACGUCACAAUCUCGAUGUCAUGCACAUUGAGAAAAAUGUCUUCGAUAACAUUUUUAAUACCGUUCUCAAUAUCCCCGGGAAAACAAAAGACCAUGCAAAAUCUCGUGAAGAGUUGAACGACAUCUGUGAUCGGCCAGGGUUAGCUAAAGAUCCGGCAACUGGGAGAUUUCCAAAGGCAAUGUAUGCUUUGGAUAGGGAUUCAAAACGAGUUUUGCUUGAGUGGAUUCAGAAAAUAAAGUUUCCAGACGGGUACGCGUCAAACUUGUCUAGAUGUGUUGAUCUAAAGGGGUUGAAAAUGCAUGGAAUGAAAAGUCAUGACUGCCAUGUUUUUAUGCAACGACUUCUGCCAAUCGCCCUUCGGGAGCUACUUCCGAAAACGUGUGGGAGCCUCUAA